Messenger RNA from Hemicordylus capensis (graceful crag lizard), 3067 nucleotides. It is a transcript of the gene INHBA, whose product is annotated as inhibin subunit beta A. The transcript is spliced from 3 exons. NCBI's taxonomy places the organism in Eukaryota, Metazoa, Chordata, Lepidosauria, Squamata, Cordylidae. The coding region runs from base 243 to 1511 and encodes 422 amino acids. Gene Ontology annotation, cellular component: extracellular region. Gene Ontology annotation, biological process: BMP signaling pathway; SMAD protein signal transduction. Gene Ontology annotation, molecular function: growth factor activity; cytokine activity; hormone activity. The record is from RefSeq and is a predicted model, not a curated record.
AGUUCAUCCUCACCUUCUUCUGUUAACCUGAGGUACUUUGAAGAAACCAAGAGUAGAAAGAGAGCAAAGAUGUUGAGACAGCAAAAAGAAAAUCAGGACAAAUGUUUCAAAAGAGAGAGAGUUAAAAGCAGAGAGAAUUUGCUGAAGAGGAAGAAAGGAAGAGGAAAAAACUGUGUGUGAAGUGGUGGGGGGGAAGCAGUGCCUUUUUUCAAAAAGGAAUCACUACAACUUUUGCUGCCAGAAUGCCUUUGCUUCUGAAGAGAGGAUUUUUGUUGGUGCUUUGCUGGAUUACAGUGAGGAGCUCCCCAACUCCAGGAUCUGAGGGGCACAGUUCAGUCACCGACUGUCCAUCAUGUGCCCUUGCCACGCUCUCAAAGGAUGUGCCUAGCUCCCAGCCUGAGAUGGUAGAAGCAGUAAAGAAGCACAUACUGAACAUGUUGCACUUGAGGGACAGACCUAACAUCACUCAGCCAGUUCCCAAAGCUGCACUUUUAAAUGCUAUCAAGAAACUUCAUGUGGGAAAAGUGAGAGAGGAUGGCUAUGUGGAAAUAGAGGAUGACAUUGGAAGAAGAACAGAAAUGAAUGAACUUGUGGAGCAAACUUCAGAGAUCAUAACAUUUGCAGAAUCAGGUCCUGCCAGGAAAAUGCUUCAUUUUGAAAUUUCCAAGGAAGGCAGUGAGCUAUCAGUAGUAGCACAAGCUGAUGUGUGGCUCUUCCUGAAAGUCUCUAAAGCUAAUCGGAGCAGGACAAAGGUGACCAUCCGACUAUACCAACAACAGAAACUGCCAAGACGCAGCUCCCAAGGAGUGGAAGAGGAUGGAGGGCUAAAGGGAGAGAAAGGUGAAAUUCUCAUCUCCGAAAAGGCAGUGGACACCCGCAAAAGUACCUGGCACAUCUUCCCAGUCUCCAGCAGUGUUCAGCACCUCCUGGACCAGGGAAGGAAUGCCCUGGAUGUACGGAUUGCUUGUGAUCAGUGUCAAGAAACUGGAGCCAGUCUAGUGUUGCUGGGUAAGAGGAAAAGAAAGGAAGAAGAUGUAGAAGGGAAGGAGAAGGAUGGUAGUGAAAGUACGGGGGAAGAGGAGAAGGAACAAUCACACAGGCCUUUCCUGAUGAUGCUUGCCAGACAUUCAGAGGAUCGCCAGCACAGACGGCGGAGGAGAGGUCUUGAGUGUGAUGGCAAAGUUAACAUCUGCUGCAAGAAGAACUUCUUUGUUAGCUUCAAAGACAUUGGCUGGAACGACUGGAUCAUUGCCCCACCAGGUUACCAUGCCAACUACUGUGAAGGAGACUGCCCCAGCCAUAUCGCAGGCACAUCUGGCUCAACCCUCUCUUUCCACUCCACUGUUAUCAACCACUACCGUAUGAGAGGCCACAGUCCUUUCUCCAACCUCAAGUCAUGUUGUGUACCCACCAAGCUACGGCCCAUGUCUAUGCUCUACUAUGAUGAUGGGCAGAACAUAAUCAAAAAGGACAUCCAGAACAUGAUUGUGGAAGAGUGUGGGUGCUCAUAGAUGUGCAUGGAUAUUGCACAUCCACACCUGCAUACAUGCUUGGGAUGGCCCCUCUAUCUAUUUCAAGAAGACUAUUUAAAAUAUAAAGGAGGAAAAACCCAAUGGGUUGGAAACAAAACAACCAUAUUUCUAAAGUAAAAGCAUCCGAUGUUCAAAAAGUGACUUAGAGAUAAAGGAAAGAAGAAUGGCAUUGUUCACCAGGGCUUGGAUGAGAAACAUUCAAAUGGUGUGGGCAAGGGCAUUUCCUAUCUUAUAUGCUCCAUAUUUUAUUACACAGUAUUUUCACACUUAUCAGCAACAUGGGAAGGUAUGUUUCCUUUCCCUGUGUUACCUAUGCAUUCAAGCCCUGACAGCAGCUUGCCUAAAAUGCAGCAAUUUGGAUGCUAAGUCCAAAAUGGUAUUAAAAUUUCUAGAAAAGCCAAGUGUAUGAACACUACAUUCACUGGCACUUUUACUCCCAUCAGUUUACCAAGGACGCAGUGAGUGUGCACAAACGUGUAUGGGCAGAUUUCUUAUGGCAUAUGCAUACAGAGUGCACACCUGUGUAUACAUAUUGGUAAAGGGGACAAUAAUGCGCAGGUGUACUCACCUUUAUCUUCUGCACUAUUUUUGCAAAAAAAAGUUUAAAAAAUAUAAAGAAAGAAAGAAAGAAAAUACAAAGUUACAUUUCGUAAAGGUGCUUAUGACAUUAGAACUAUGCAACCAAGUUGGUUUGAAACUGUUUACCUGAGAGAGAGAAAAAGAGAGAGAGAGAGAGAGAGAGAGAGAAUACCCAGACUUAAAAAAAAAAAAAUGGAAGUAACAUGUUUAAUUUUGUUCUUCAAUGAGAGAUACUUGAAAGGAACAUGUUUCUCCAGCUACUGGAGCCAAACAUUUCUAUAUUUUGUAAAAAAGAGAAAAAAAGAGAAAAAAGUUUAAAUUGUUUACUAUUUGCACUACAACAAUGUUCAACCUGUCUAAUCCUUAUUUAACAAGUAUUGCGGGGAGGGAAUGUGGUUAGGGGUGGAAGGGAAUCAAGAGCUGCACUUAUUGUGAGCUAUACAAGAACUGCUACAGCACACAAAAAUAGUUAUUUUAUUAUAAUAAUUAUUAUUUUAUACCUUUAAAAAUAGAUAUGUACACCAAAGACACUUAUGUGAGCCUCUAAACAGUCGGUUUUUAGCUAGUGUCAUUCAUAGGUUAGGAUCUGGCUUAAAGGGUCAACAGCGAGGCUGGUUGCAUUUCAAAUGAUGUAAUGCUUUCUCGAUGAACCUGUUUAGUGAACACAAACCUGAUUCCAGAAUUGGCUGUGCAUUUCAAACACUCCUAAACUGUUGGGGUGUUUCAAAUCAAGGUUCUAUAUCAGGCCCACCAAUAGUUCAGUUGUGAAUCCUUUGUAUGUACAGCAGCUGUAUGCUGUUGGGGGAAAAAACAACUUCCUAUAAGGGGGAAUUAUAUUUGUAUAUGUAUGUAUAUAUACAGUUUAAGCACUUCAGGCUACACUUUUAAUGUUCUUAAAAAACAAAUGAAUGUUUGUGUGCCAAGCACAGUAUAUUAAAUGGUUUUUUUUUCCCCCA